This is a messenger RNA of Drosophila grimshawi, 10025 nucleotides long. RefSeq names its product titin (gene M7BP). The coding region runs from base 469 to 9492 and encodes 3007 amino acids. The transcript is spliced from 23 exons. NCBI's taxonomy places the organism in Eukaryota, Metazoa, Arthropoda, Insecta, Diptera, Drosophilidae. The record is from RefSeq and is a predicted model, not a curated record.
AAUAAUUUUGGUCUUGAACAACUUGUCAUAAUUAUAAGGCGCUUGUGAUAUAACCCCAAAAUCUUGACACUUAUCUGUGAAAUUUCGUUGCGUUGUUGAUUUUCCCUUCUUCAUUGUAUUUUUCUUUCCAUUCGUUGUUAUUUCUCUUUUUUUAUGAUUAAACUUUUAUCAUUGUACUCGCGGCGCGCUGUUAUCAAAUCAAAAGCCGCAAAUAAAGGCAAUGCCUGACACUUUUUUUUUAACAUAAUAAAAGAAAAAUAAACAAAACUCAAGACUAUAUAAUACCUAUACUUAAUACACGCAACAAAGUGCAAAAAAAAAACAAACAAACAACGCAGUCGCAGUCGCAUUUUUGAGCUUUCAGCGCAAGCGUUAAGAUCGCUCCGAUCUUGACCAGCUCAGUUGGCUAAAAUAAGCCACUGGAAAAAGUAGUGGUACAAGCGCUUGUUGCGCCCCAACAACUGCCACAUGGAUCGCGGUGGUAACAACAUAAUCCUCGGCCUCGCCAGUGUGCUGGGCUUGAUUGGAGGCGCCUAUCUGCUGCAAAGUGGCGCCCAUCAUCUACUAAGCAAAAUAGUCGAUAAGAAGCCGAAGAAGGAGAAUGAGGGCGGAGAGCAGCAAAGCUGCAAUGUCUGCUGUGCAGACCUGGAUUUAAGCAGUGCCAAAAAUUACGUCAGAUGUUGCACAUGCGGCAAGUGCGUGUGCCGCAGCAUCAAGUGCGCGGAAUGGCGGCCAAAGGCUGCCCAAUGGGAAUGCGAACUGUGCCACAGUUCCAAGCAAUCGCUGGAGCAGACCUCGUCCUGGGUGGCCGAACAGAUGUCCUUCAACCAGCAGAAGUACAUCUACCCACUGCGUGCCCGCAGCGAAAUCUAUAUACCCAUUAGUGCAGACAUGGCCGAUAGCACGUUGAACUUUGAGAGCGUCAGCCAGAUCGGCGCGAAUAGUGUGGCCAUAAUGAAUGGAGAUGAGCGCAACAGGAUACGCGAAUAUGUUGAGGAAAUUGUUGCGGAAAUGCUCGGCAGCAAUCUCGAUCACAUCAAAGUCGGUCAAUUGUCUAAAAGCGAGAACUACAUGCAGCUUUUCUAUAAAUACCAUGCGAAACUGAGCAACCUGCUUAUCAAUUUGGAGAACGCUUUAAGCGCUCGCAUGCUCAAAGGAGAUUUGCCCGCCAUUGUCAAUGGCAAUAAUAAUAAUAACAACAACAGCAACAGCAACAACAACAAUAAUAACAAUGAACAACUCUCGGACAUCUCGCAGACUCGUCUGCGCAGCCUCAUUGAGAGCAUUAUUACUGAAACGCUGCGGAGCAACAAUCUCCUGAAUCCCAGCGGCGCCGUCUCCGAAAUAAGUUUCGACACACGGGGCUCCACGGGGCAACUGUCGAGCUUUAGUAAUGGCAACAUCAAGAGACGCCACCGCACCGAGCACUAUUUUGAGCCCAAAAUCUAUCAGGAUCUUUUGGCCACAGCGGUGCUCAAUAAGAUUGCGGACAAGGAGGGCAAUACCAGACUUAUAACGGAAAGUACACCGGACCAGAGUGCUCACAACAUUGAUGAGAAUUACAAUGCCGAAGAGUUGAGCACUACGUCCGGCAGUUCAAUAGAACCACGCAGCGAUUGCAGCUUCACCGAUCAUGAACUGCAACUCAAUCCUGAAAAGUCCGAUGUGCAUGCGAGUUUGCAGCUGGAUAUGGAAAGUGAAUCGGUCUUGAGUGACUAUAUAGCCGCUCACAUGGUGCCACUACCGGAUUUCUCAGCAUCCGUUACCGAAUCCGAGGAUGAUGUUGUCUCAAUGUCAUCGAGCAUGGUCGGCGAUGGCACCUGGGAAGACAAUUGGCUAUUCAAGAAGAAGCGCAACACCCUGCAAAGCUCGGGCACACCGAGCAGCAUUGGCAUGUUGGUGCCGGCGCCCAAAGAGAAUGUGCGUGCUCAGAUCGGCGAUCGCACUGCCGAUGAGGUUAGCGAUCUAUCCGAGAUGGGCUCGGAUGCAGAGGAAUCGAUGGAUUUGACGCGUUGCAAUGAGCUAAACGAUCGGCUGUUGAGCAAGCAUCUGAUCGGUGGACAGAAUACAAAACUUGUACUCGAUGAGCUCGUGGAUCGCACGAGUUUGACCUCAAAUACUUUGCCAGCGGAGCAUGAGCCCGCUUUUACCGAGACCACAAAUCCGCUCGUCACACAACCGGCCACAGUUGCCGCCGUAACAGAAGAGCAAAAAGUAGCUGAGUUAAUGCAGCCACCACCACCAAUGACUUUUCAGGAUAAUCAUGAAAAUGAGAACGAACCCAUCCAGACCCUCAUAGCAGCAGCUCCAUGUGAAUCAGACGAUAUCUGCGAUCUCGAGGGCUGCACAGGCUUCGGAGACGUUGAAUACUUGGAUGAUAGCCAGCUAGAGGAAAAAACUCCCUCGGUUAUUGAAAUACUAGCAGCUAUGGCUCUGGGACCGAUGCUAGCAGUUCCAGCUUCCGACCAACCUCCUGUUAUGAGCGCCACGGAAAUUCACACACUUAAGGAACUUAGUGAUUUGGCUCUUGCCGAAAUCAACGCCCGCACAAUGGAGCUGACAUUUCAUUCGCUGGACAUUAUUGAUGAGGAGUUCACAGAUGCACAAACAGCUCCUGCCCCAGAAAAUGAAGAAGAAUUCUUUGAAGUAGAAAGUAUACCACAGCCAGAUUACGACUUUACUGAAGCUCCAACACAAACACUUGACGACAAUACAGCAGCAGAAGUCUCUGUAGAAGCUCUUAAGGCAGGUGAAACUCCAGCAAUUGACGAGAUUACCACUAUAGAAAUCAAACCUGAACAACAAGCUGCUUCUCCACUACCAAUUGAAGAACUUACCAAUGCAGAAGUAGUAAAGGAAGUUGCUGCUGCAACAGUGGUUCCAGAGCAACAAGACGCCCCAAUGAUGGAUCCAGCGCCAGCAAUUAAGGAUAUUCCUCCUGCAGAAAUAGUUACAGACCAACAAGCUGUUCGCGGGGAAGUUCCCGCAUCAAAUAUUGAAGAAGUUACUACCGCCGAAGUAGUUCCUGAGCAACAAAUUACUCUUCAGCAAGCCGCAGCCCCAGCAGUUGAGGAUGUUAUUAGUGUAGCAAUCGCAUCAGAACAAGCUCCAGCACCAGCAGUUGAAAUAGUUUUUACAGUGGAACAACAAAUUGUUCAUCAGGAAGCUUCAGCAGCAGCAGUCGAGGAAGUUACUACGGCAGAAGCAGUGCCAGAGCAACAAUCUGCUUUAGAGGAAGUUCCAGCAGAACUUCCAGUUCCAGAAAUUGCCACCGCAGAAGUAGUUCCAGAGCCACAAUAUGCUCUAGAAAACAUUCCUGCACCAGCAUUUGAAGGAGUUGCUACCGCAGAAAUAGUUCUAGAUCCACAAUAUGCUCUAGAAGAUAUUCCUCCACCAGCAAUGGAAGUAGUUCCAGAGCAACGUGUGGUUCCACCAACCGCAAUUGAGGAUUUUGCUCUUGACGAGCAACAAGUUGCUCAAGAGGAAGUUUCAAUACAAGCAAUUGAGGAUGUUGUUCCUACGGCAAUAGUUUCAGAACAACAAGUUGCUCCCGUGGAAGUUCCAGCACCAGCAAUCCAGGAAGUUGCUACAGCAGAAAGAAUUGCAGAGCAACAUGUAUUUCCCACGGAAGUUCCAGCCUCAGCAAUUGAGGAUGUUGCUAUCGCACAAGUAAUUCUGGGGCAACAUGUUGUUCCCGCGACGGCUCCAGCAACAGUAAUUCAGGAUGUUGCUACUGCGGAAGUUGUUUCAGGGCAACAAGUUGCCCCAACGGAAAUUAAAGCAUCAGCAACUGAGGGUGUUGCUGAUGGAGAACUAGUUCCAGAACAACAAGUUGCACCAGAUGAAGCUCCAGCAAUUGAGGAUGUUGCUGCUGCAGAAGUAGUUCCAGAGCAACAAGUUGCUCCCGAGGAAAUUCCAGCACCAGCAAUUGAGGAUGUUGCUGCUGCAGUAGCAGUUCCAGAGCAACAAGUUGCUCCCUAUGAAGUUCCAGCAACAGCAAUCGAGGAUGUUGCUGCUGCAGAAAUAGUUCCAGAACAACAAGUUGCACCAGAGGAAGCUCCAGCAAUUGAGGAUGUUGCUGCUGCAGUAGUAGUUCCAGAGCAACAAGUUGCUCCCAAUGAAGUUUUAGCAACAGCAAUUGAGGAUGUUGCUGCUGCAGAAAUAGUUCCAGAACAACAAGUUGCACCAGAGGAAGCUCCAGCAAUUGAGGAUGUUGCUGCUGCAGUAGUAGUUCCAGAGCAACAAGUUGCACCAGAGGAAGCUCCAGCAAUUGAGGAUUUUGCUGCUGCAGAAGUAGUUCCAGAGCAACAAGUUUCUCCCGAGGAAAUUCCAGCACCAGCAAUUGAGGAUUUUGCUGCUGCAGUAGCAGUUCCAGAGCAACAAGUUGCUCCCAAUGAAGUUUUAGCAACAGCAAUUGAGCAUGUUGCUGCUGCAGAAAUAGCUCCAGAACAACAAGUUGCACCAGAGGAAGCUCCAGCAAUUGAGGAUGUUGCUGCUGCAGAAAUAGUUCCAGAACAACAAGUUGCACCAGAGGAAGCUCCAGCAAUUGAGGAUGUUGCUGCUGCAGAAAUAGUUCCAGAGCAACAAGUUGCUUCCAAUGAAGUUCCAGCAACAGCAAUUGAGGAUGUUGCUGCUGCAGAAAUAGUUCCAGAACAGCAAGUUGCACCAGAUGAAGCUCCAGCAAUUGAGGAUGUUGCUGCUGCAGAAGUAGUUCCAGAGCAACAAGUUUCUCCCGAGGAAAUUCCAGCAACAGCAAUUGAGGAUGUUGCUGCUGCAGAAAUAGUUCCAGAGCAACAAGUUGCUCCCUAUGAAGUUCCAGCAACAGCAAUCGAGGAUGUUGCUGCUGCAGAAAUAGUUCCAGAACAACAAGUUGCACCAGAGGAAGCUCCAGCAAUUGAGGAUGUUGCUGCUGCAGAACUAGUUCCAGAGCAACAAGUUGCACCAGAGGAAGCUCCAGCAAUUGGGGAUAUUGCUUCUGCAGAAGUAGUUCCAGAGCAACAAGUUGCUCCCGAGGAAAUUCCAGCACCAGCAAUUGAGGAUGUUGCUGCUGCAGUAGUAGUUCCAGAGCAACAAGUUGCUCCCGAGGAAAUUCCAGCAACAGCAAUUGAGGAUGUUGCUGCUGCAGUAGUAGUUCCAGAGCAACAAGUUGCUCCCAAUGAAGUUUUAGCAACAGCAAUUGAGGAUGUUGCUGCUGCAGAAAUAGUUCCAGAACAACAAGUUGCACCAGAGGAAGCUCCAGCAAUUGAGGAUGUUGCUGCUGCAGAAGUAGUUCCAGAGCAACAAGUUGCUCCCGAGGAAAUUCCAGCACCUGCAAUUGAGGAUGUUGCUGCUGCAGUAGUACUUCCAGAGCAACAAGUUGCUUCCAAUGAAGUUUUAGCAACAGCAAUUGAGGAUGUUGCUGCUGCAGAAAUAGUUCCAGAACAACAAGUUGCACCAGAGGAAGCUCCAGCAAUUGAGGAUGUUGCUGCUGCAGAAGUAGUUCCAGAGCAACAAGUUGCUCCCGAGGAAAUUCCAGCACCAGCAAUUGAGGAUGUUGCUGCUGCAGAAAUAGUUCCAGAACAACAAGUUGCACCAGAGGAAGCUCCAGCAAUUGAGGAUAUUGCUUCUGCAGAACAACAAGUUGCUCCCAAUGAAGUUCCAGCAACAACAAUUGAGGAUGUUGCUCCUGCAGAAAUAGUUCCAGAACAACAAGUUGCACCAGACGAAGCUCCAGCAAUUGAGGAUGUUGCUGCUGCAGAAAUAAUUACAGACCCUCUACCACCAGCAAUCCAUGUGGCUGCUCCUGCAGUAGUUCCUGAGCAACAAGUUGCUCCCGAGGAAAUUCCAGCACCAGCAAUUGAGGAUGUUGCUGCUGCAGAAAUAGUUCCAGAACAACAAGUUGCACCAGAGGAAGCUCCAGCAAUUGGGGAUAUUGCUGCUGCAGAAGUAGUUCCAGAGCAACAAGUUGCUCCCAAUGAAGUUCCAGCAACAGCAAUUGAGGAUGUUGCUGCUGCAGAAAUAGUUCCCGAACAACAAGUUGCACCAGAGGAAGCUCCAGCAAUUGAGGAUGUUUCUGCUGCAGAAGUAGUUCCAGAGCAACAAGUUGCUCCCGAGGAAAUUCCAACUCCAGCAAUUGAGGAUGUUGCUGCUGCAGAAGUAGUUCCAGAGCAACAUGUUGCUCCCGAGGAAAUUCCAACUCCAGCACUUGAGGAUGUUGCUGCUGCAGAAAUAGUUCCAGAACAACAAGUUGCACCAGAUGAAGCUCCAGCAAUUGAGGAUGUUGCUGCUGCAGUAUUUCCAAAACAAGUUGCUCCUGAGGAAGAUCCAGCAUUAGCACCAGCAAUUAAGGAUGUUGCGAGUGCAGAAAUUGUUCCAGAACAGCAAGGUGCACCAGGGGAAGCUCCAGCAUUAGCACCAGCAGUUGAGGAUGUUGCUACUGCAGAAGUAGUUCCAGAGCUACAAGUUGCUCCCAGUGAAGUUCCAGCAGCAGCAAUUGAAGAUGUUACUGCAGCAGUAUUAGUUCCGGAGCAACAAGUUGCUCCCGCGGAAAUUCCAGCAAUUGAGGAUGUUGCUGCUGCAGUAGUCGUUCCAGAGCAACAAGUUACUUCUCAGGAAGCUCCAGCAUCAGCAACUGAGGAUGUUGCUGCUGCAAUAGUAGUUCCAAAACAAGUUGCUCCUGAGGAAGCUCCAUCAUCAGCACCAGCAAUUGAGGAUGUUGCUGCUGCAGAAGUAGUUCCAGAGCAACAAGUUGCUCCCGAGGAAAUUCCAGCACCAGCAAUUGAGGAUGUUGCCGCUGCAGUAGUAGUUCCAGAGCAACAAGUUGCACCAGAGGAAGCUCCAGCAAUUGAGGAUGUUGCUGCUGCAGAAGUAGUUCCAGAGCAACAAGUUGCUCCCGAGGAAAUUCCAGCACCAGCAAUUGAGGAUGUUGCUGCUGCAGUAGUAGUUCCAGAGCAACAAGUUGCACCAGAGGAAGCUCCAGCAAUUGAGGAUGUUGCUGCUGCAGAAGUAGUUCCAGAGCAACAAGUUGCUCCCGAGGAAAUUCCAGCACCAGCAAUUGAGGAUGUUGCUGCUGCAGAAAUAGUUCCAGAACAACAAGUUGCACCAGAGGAAGCUCCAGCAAUUGAGGAUGUUGCUGCUGCAGAAGUAGUUCCAGAGCAACAAGUUGCUCCCGAGGAAAUUCCAGCACCAGCAAUUGAGGAUGUUGCUGCUGCAGUAGUAGUUCCAGAGCAACAAGUUGCUCCCAAUGAAGUUCCAGCAACAGCAAUUGAGGAUGUAGCGGGUACAGAAAUAGUUCCAGAACAGCAAGUUGCUCCCGAGGAUAUUCCAGCAAUUGAGGUUGUUGCUGCUGCAGAAAUAAUUACAGACACUCUACCACCAGGAAUUGAUGUGGCUGCUCCUGCUGUAGUUCCAGAGCAACAAGUUGCUCCCGAGGAAGUUCCACAACCAGCAAUUGAGGAUGUAGCGGGUACAGAAAUAGUUCCAGAACAACAAGGUGCACCAGGGGAAGCUCCAGCAUCAGCACCAGCAAUUGAGGAUGUUGCUGCUGCAGAAGUAGUUCCAGAGCAACAAGCUGCUCCCAAUGAAGUUCCAGCACCAGCAGUUGAGGAUGUUGCUGCUGUAGAAGUAAUUUCAAAGCAACAGAUUGCACUACAGAAAUCUCCUGCAUCAGCAAUUACAGAAAUGAGUCCAGAGCACAAAACUGAAUCAGCAAUUAAGGACGCAGUUUCAGAGAUGCAAGUCGCACCUGAGCAACAAUCUAAUUUAAAGGAAGCUCCAGUGCCAGCACUUGAAGAUGUUACUCCUGUAGGAGUAGCUCCAGAGCAACAAGGUGUUCCCCAGGAUUCUCCAGCACAAUCAAUUGAGGAGGCUGCUUCUACAAAAGCGGUUUCAGAAAUAUCAACUGCACCUCAGAAAGCUCCACCACCAGAAGUCAAUGAACUUGUUCCAGAGCAACAGGUUGCUGCUGGUGAAGCUCCAGCUACAGCAUUUGAAGAAGUUGCUCCUGCACAAGUAAUACGAGAACAAAAAGUAGCUCUUCAGGAUACUCCAUCGCCUGCAACAGAGGAGGUUGCUAGUGCAGAUAUUGCACCAGGGCAACAAGUUCUUCCCGAGAAAGCACCAGCAGUAGCAGGAGUUGCUCCAGCAGAAGUAGAGGAAGCGGGGACUGCAUCCCUCGUUUCUGACAAACAAAUGCCCAAUGAGGCAAUUGAGACUGAAGAUGAAACCUCUAAGAUACAGCAAGCGACCACUGAAUCUAUGAGCGAUAAUUGCGCUCUAGGCUCCAUUGCGGAACGCGAGGUCAAGAAGUGGUAUAAUGCCGUCGAAAUGCCAAACAAUCCGUAUGCGCCCGAGGCACUAAAGCAACGCAUCAGCGGCACACAGGAGCGCUUCAUGGAUGUGCCCAACAUAAGUCCAACUGCAGAACAAAAAGCACUGGCGCUCAUGACAAAUAAUGGCGAGAGUAGCCAGCCUGCCAGCCACGUCGAGGAUUACAAGCGCUACAGUCGCGACUAUUACAUCAAUGAUGCGCCUAGUCCAACGAGUGGCCGAACGCCCAGCGGCAGCAGCUUGGAGCCAACAAGCGUUCACACCGAUGAGGAUAUUGUGAUCAAUGAGGCUACAAGUGCAAGCAAAACCGCAGUCGAGAUUCCGGAUGUGGAUAGUGUUUAUACAGCAUUGCCCGCCCAGGUGCUGGAGGCGAGCAACAGCAGUCUGGAGACGCAAUCUUCGAAUCCGUCGCUUCAAACGAUUAGCGAUGAUUCGGAUACGGUGCGUGUCUACGAUUUCAAUAAGCAGGAGACGACAGUCAUUAAAGCGACGACAGCAGCCACGGAACAGCCCAGCACGUCCAGUACGUCAUCUAUGGAGUCGGCGUUGUGUGCAACACCCGACGCCACAUCCUCUUCCUCUUCCAUAGAUGCGUCACGGAAACGUGAACGGCCCGUUGUGCUGCAGUUUGGGCCAGCGGAUGCCACGCCCAAUGCCUGCUCCUCGCCCACAAUGACACCGACGCGAGGCUCCACUCCGCCAGCUUUUCGAUUUCUGCAGCCCAAGCGGCGUCUAAUCGAACCCAGUCAGGUGCUCUCCAUCGACGACGAUGAUGUGCCACCAGAGCCAACAACGCCGGCCGAGAAGCCCGCUAUCGAGGAUGAUGUGGUCAAUGCUCUGCCCUCGGUGAAGGCACUGGCUCAAGCAUUCCUCCUCACCAGCAAACGAACACAGCCCGAGCGACGCUGGCGUGCAAAGCAUGUCAAACUGAUGGCAGAGAAGUCGGAGAACCCAUCCACUCCACAGGUGCGCCGACAGAUGCUGCAACAUGCCGUUUCCGUGGCCGAGGUGGCCGAUGAAUCGACAAUUGCCUCCGAUUUGUCAUCACUCGAAACAGAUCCAUCCUUGCAAUCGGAGGGACAAUCGAUUAGCAUACCCGUUGCCGCACAGGCAAGUCCAGUUCCCGUGCGACGAGGCUUCCUCAGGAGUAAUAUUGCUUUCUUUGAGAACUUAAAGUUUAAGUGAAUAUGUAUACAACUGAGUGCCAUGUGGAUUGUGCUGCCAUUGACUCAUAUUCCACUAGCGGGGAAUAUGCACAACAAUGGUGCAUAUCAAAUGCAUAUCCUCCUCGCCAUCCCCUCACAUACAAAAAAAGACACUGGAUACCAAAUCAUCGCCAAAUAUUCAAAUUCAUCUGUGCCAUGGCCUCCAUUUACAUACAUAGAAUGACGAAAGUAAACAAAGUACUUAACUUAACUUCAAAUUUGACGCCCAGUAAGCGUAAAAAAUGAUUGCUUUUAGGUAAUACAUAUAUAUUUAUUAUAGCUUUACACUAAUAUCCAUGGAUACUUUUUAUUUAAUAUUUUAAAUAUAUUAUUUACCUCUAAGAUAUGUUUUAGUCUUAAGUAAUGCAAAAACCGUUUGAAAUUUCAAUGUACCCGUAAAUCCGAUUUAUCUAAUACUUAAUUGUUAUAGUAUAUAAGGUCAUAUCAAUAAAGAACCUCUAGUAAAACCAAAUUCAAAACCAAAAACAAAGAGGUGUGAAAAAAUAUAUAACA